This is a messenger RNA of Jaculus jaculus (lesser Egyptian jerboa), 2248 nucleotides long. It is a transcript of the gene Rpl7l1, whose product is annotated as ribosomal protein L7 like 1. Gene Ontology annotation, molecular function: RNA binding; structural constituent of ribosome. The transcript is spliced from 7 exons. Bases 12 to 779 code for a protein of 255 amino acids. Gene Ontology annotation, cellular component: cytosolic large ribosomal subunit. The record is from RefSeq and is a predicted model, not a curated record. Gene Ontology annotation, biological process: maturation of LSU-rRNA from tricistronic rRNA transcript (SSU-rRNA, 5.8S rRNA, LSU-rRNA). NCBI's taxonomy places the organism in Eukaryota, Metazoa, Chordata, Mammalia, Rodentia, Dipodidae.
UCUCGGCGCGCAUGCGCAGUAGCUCUAACGCGGGAAAGAUGGCGGAGCAAGAGGAAAGAAAAAAGAUCCCUUUGGUUCCAGAAAAUCUCCUGAAAAAGAGGAAGGCUUACCAAGCCCUCAAAGCCACCCAGGCAAAGCAGGCUCUCCUGGCAAAGAGAGAGAGGAAGGGGAAGGAGCUCAGGUUUAAACGACUGGAAUCGUUCGUUCAUGAUUCUUGGCGGCAGCAGCGGGACAAGGUGCGCGUGCGACGACUGGACGUGAAGCCUCGAGCUUUGGAAGUGCCUGACAAACAUUCCUUAGCCUUUGUUGUACGCAUCGAAAGGAUCGAUGGGGUGAGCAUGCUGGUGCAGAAGACCAUUGCAAGACUUCGUCUGAAGAAACUGUUCAGUGGUGUCUUUGUCAGGGUCACCCCCCAAACCGUAAAAAUGCUGCGUAUAGUGGAACCUUACGUGACUUGGGGAUUUCCAAACCUGAAGUCUGUCCGGGAACUCAUCUUGAAACGUGGGCAAGCGAGGGUUAAGAGUAAGACCAUCCCGCUGACAGACAACACGGUGAUCGAGGAGCAUCUGGGGAGAUUUGGUGUCAUCUGCCUGGAAGACCUCAUUCAUGAAAUUGCCUUCCCGGGGAAGCAUUUCCAGGGGAUUGCCUCGUUCUUGCGCCCUUUCCAGCUCUCCGUGGCCCGUCAUGCUACCAAGAAUAGAGUGGGAUUCCUCAAGGAGAUGGGCUCCCCCGGCUACCGGGGUGAGCGCAUCAAUCAGCUUAUCCGCCAGCUGAACUAGACCCAGAACAUCUGGGAGCACAAUCUGUUGGAACUGUGUCUUUGGAAUGAUCAAGUAUCUUCAGAGAAGAUUAUUUUCUGCCUUCAAAAACUGGAAGGGGCCAGGGGGAAGAUUAGCUUAUGGUCAUGGCAGACACCUGCCGUGACAGCCCAACUCCAAAGAGAGGGUUCAUUGUUUCCACAUUUGCCGCCACUGACUCUUACCAGCACGUGCUGUGGAGGACGGAGUUGUCCUGCCCUUGGGCUUAUUUAACCUGACUGUGCAGGGCUGGCUCCCCUUGCAGCAGUGGACCACACCUGGAGCAUACUUGAAUCCAGAGUCUCAUUUUCUGUUUUGUGUUUGGUUGGGGAUGGGGCACUAGGGCAUUGUCUUACCGUGUUGCCUUGAACCUGAGCAGUCUGCCUUCACCUCCAAGGUGCUGAGAGUGCAGGUGUGUACCCCAUGGCCGGCAGGGCCUUGUCCUAAAGGAUCUGAAGUACGCUUGAGCACCAAGACGAACACAAGUCCUGGGCGCCAGGAGUCCAUGUUCUGGGUUUCCAGAGUCAGCCUUGAAGGUCCUCACAUUUGCUAGAGCUUAACACUGUCUGUCUGGAAACUUGUAUCCUACCCUGCAACAGACAUAAUCUUUUUGUCUAGCUAAGAGUUAGAACAGAAAGGACCCCUUUACCAGGAAACAUACAUAUACUCAAUUUUUUACCUGAAACUUGAGGGUGUUCAUAGACCUUUUGAGGACUCAUGCAUUUUGUGAGGACAUUGCUUCUUACUCUUCUCCCUGCCCCCCCCCCUCCAUUUUUGAGUGUUUCCUAUUAAGUGGUGUGUGAUCCCAGCACUUGGGAGGAUGCGGUAUAGGAGAGUCACUGUGAGUGAGAUCAGCCUGGGCUAGUGAGGCUCUGCUUCAGAAGAAAAAGCAUGGCAUAUUCUGUUGCUUCCUGUACCUUUUGUACCUAGGAAAUGCCCACCCAGUUUCCCUCUGGGCUUCAGGAUGGAUUUGCCAGGUUUCCCUGAUGAGCCCUUAAAACAUCAGGAAGAAACAAGCUUUCUAGGUCCUUGCAUGUUCUGGACUUGGAAGUAAUGCCCAUGUAGUGCAUCACCAGCAAGGCUUCUGAACAGCCCUGGGAAAUGGUCUGCUACAACUGUUUUCCUAUAAUUUUGGUUCAUGGGGCCUCAAAAUCAACUGAAAUGGAUUCAGAGGCUUAACAAUGCCAUACAACAUGCCAGUUAUGAGGUAAUUAAUUUGCUGAUUCCAGAGCUAACCUGCCAGCAGUAGAUUUUUACCUCUUGCAUUGUAGAGCAUUGUGAAAUCACAUUACUUUAAAAUGAUGUAUUGCAGUGUUUCAUGGGCAUACAACAUUCUGGGAUAUAAACUCCCAUUCUUACUAAAUAAGGGUACAAGGGUAAGGUUAAUGCUUAAUGUGUGUGAGGGCGUGGGUUUGACUCCCCUCUCCCCAAAUAAAUGAACAUUGUUUCUA